CUCGCUGUGACAGGUCGUGUGUUGUGAUACACAGCUAGUUAUUCUCACAGUGACAGCAUCAUGGUACAGUUAGGAUAGCAUGUUCUUCUUCUUCUUUUUUUGUAUAAAUAAUACAAAUGUGACACUGUUUACGGACGCGUCACAACGGUAGCGGUUGACUCUGGUAAUAUUUUUAAAGAUGGCAGCAAGUACCUGAAUGGCACUUGAAGCAGCUGUGUCAAACUAGAAGAACACUCCAGUCAGACAGAAAAUGCUUGCAGCUAAAUGGUCACGGUUGUCCUACAAGGCUUUGUCCAGCCGAGGACUGAGGACGGUGGGUCUGUUCUCCAGCUCAGGAUCUUCAAAUUGGACUAAAGUGGUCUCCGAUGCAGAGAAGAUCGUCGGGUACCCGACUUCCUUCAUGAGCCUCCGCUGCCUGCUCAGUGAUGAAUUCAGUAAUGUUGCCAUGCACGUCAGGAAGCUUGUCGGGACUCAACACCCUUUACUCAACACUGCAAGGGGGUUCGUCUACGACAGCAAGAACAACCUUCAGAUGAGGGCACUGAUCAUCCUGCUCAUUUCGAAAGCUGCAGGGCCGAGCCACGCAGCCUCCGAUCUCCUGGCUCAGGACAUGGUCAGCGGCAUCUACCCGAGCCAGCGGAACUUGGCAGAAAUCACCGAGUUGAUCCACACGGCGUUCCUGGUGCAUCGUGGGAUAGUCAAUCUGAAGGAGUGGACGGAUUCAGAUGGCCCACUGAAGGACAUGCAAUUUGGGAAUAAGAUGGCCGUCCUGAGUGGCGACUUCCUGCUAGCGUACGCUUGUACUGGACUUGCCCAACUGGAUAACACUGAGGUGUUUGAACUGAUCUCGAGUGCCAUCGGCGAUGUAGUUCAAGGACUCUACUGUGAGAAUUACAGUAAUGCCGAGGAGAGUAGCCUCGCAGAAGGCCCCAACAUCGCGACGUGGGAGGAGCAGGCGUUCCUGUCCCACGGGUCGCUGCUGGCCAAGAGCUGUCAAGCUGCGAUGGAGCUCGCCAAACAUGACAAGGAGGCCCAAAGAUUGGCGUACCAGUAUGGCAAGCACCUGUCAUUGGGCCACAAGCUGAACUCCGACCUGCAGCCGUUCGUGAAGAGCAGCGUGGGAGAGCCGGGGCCGUUCAGUUUGAGCGCCGCCCCGGUGGUUUUCCACCGUCAUUUCGUUGGCAAGGAGAGGUGGCAUCAGCAGCUGCAGCAGGUACAAACAAAGAGAAACAAACCGGAUUACUCAAAGCUUUUGGCAGCAGUUAAGUCGGAGAAAGGCGUGAGCUCGGCUGUGGACUUAUGCUGUUACCAUGGCAACAAGGCUCUGGAGGCCAUCCAGGCUUUCCCCUCCUCCGAGGCUCGAUCCGCCUUGGAGAACAUUGCCUCCGCCAUCACCAAAUUUUGACCUGGACUCGCACACACUCACGCACACACACUCACACACACACUCAUGCCUCUGAAUGCCUGAAGUGUCUUUGUCUGCAGAGGCAACAGGAUGAGAACCAGUGAACAGAUGGCACUUCAGAGACAAAUGAACUUCUUUUGAGCCAGGUACUGGCUCAUGUCUGGAGAAACCGUUCUGCUCUGCUGUGGAUGACAGUGUGCAUCAGAAAUGCAAAGGCUAUAUCCAUAAAUGGUCAUUAAAAAACGAAUU
Messenger RNA from Chelmon rostratus (copperband butterflyfish), 1654 nucleotides. RefSeq names its product prenyl (decaprenyl) diphosphate synthase, subunit 2 (gene pdss2). Gene Ontology annotation, cellular component: mitochondrion; transferase complex. The record is from RefSeq and is a predicted model, not a curated record. The transcript is spliced from 8 exons. Gene Ontology annotation, molecular function: prenyltransferase activity. NCBI's taxonomy places the organism in Eukaryota, Metazoa, Chordata, Actinopteri, Chaetodontiformes, Chaetodontidae. Gene Ontology annotation, biological process: isoprenoid biosynthetic process; ubiquinone biosynthetic process. The coding region runs from base 251 to 1405 and encodes 384 amino acids.